Messenger RNA from Ostertagia ostertagi, 354 nucleotides. The record is from the annotation of a GenBank genome assembly. Lineage: Eukaryota; Metazoa; Nematoda; Chromadorea; Rhabditida; Trichostrongylidae.
AUGGUGCAGAUUGAAACUAUUCAUCCAUGGGAUCCUGAACGGAUCAAGAUCUACCGCGAUUUAUUAAAUAGAAAUAUGCUGCUGCUUCAGCAUCAUUCCGGGAAAAAUCUCCGCGAAUUCGGCCAUGUGCUCCGAAAAGUCGCCAAAGUGGACUCGGGCGAUCGACAAGUGUUCGGCGAGUUGUUCUUCUUGCCAAAAAUAGCACAACCCUGUGCUGCACUCAAGGAAUUCGUACGCAAGGCUGUGUCAUGGAGCAAAGACAUCCCACGUGCGGUCGUUGCAUGCCGUUGUGAAACUCCAGUCGAGGUGUACAAAGUGAAGCCGCAGCAGCACAACGAUUUUGGCAUUGUUUAA